AUGAUUACAAAAUGUAUGAUUCAUGGUCCCUGUGGCAUACUUAAUCCAAAUUCUCCUUGCAUGAAGGAGGGUUUGUGUUCUAAAAAUUUUCCGAAAGAUUUUCAAGAGACGACUCAGGAAAAUGUGAACGGUUAUCCAGUUUACCAGAGAAGUAUUACAGAACCUAUCAAGGUAGGUAAACAUGAUAUUGAUAAUCGUUGGGUUGUGCCUUACAACCCUUGGUUAUCAAAGAAAUUUAAUGCUCACAUCAAUGUUGAGAUUUGUGCUUCGGUCAAAAGUGUGAAAUAUCUUUACAAGUAUGUUUACAAAGGCCAUGAUGCUGCAUCUAUUAAAUUGCAGUUAAACGAUGAUGUAAAUCACGAUGAGAUUUUGACAUUUCUAGAUGUCGGUGCUCCUGAGGCAAUAUGGCGGCUAAAUGAAUUUCAUAUGUCUGAAAAAUCCCACACUGUUAUGAGGUUAGCUGUUCACUUACCAAAUCAACAGCAAGUAAUUUAUCAGAGUGGCCAUGAAGUUGAAGCUGUUGCUCGAGCCUCCGCCAGACAUACGACUUUAACAGCAUGGUUUCAAUUAAACCAAACUGAUGUUGAUGCCUGCAGAUAUUAUUAUUCUAAUAUGCCUCAUUAUUAUGUUUUUGAUCGUAGUAAUAAUCGGUGGAAAAGACAUGAAAGGGGUUGGGACCAAAUAAUAGGCAGGAUGCCCGUUGUCAGCAUUCAAGAUAGCGAACGUUAUGUUGCUGCUGCGGAAACCUGGUGCCAUUAG
Molecule: messenger RNA, 759 nt
Organism: Parasteatoda tepidariorum (common house spider)
Lineage: Eukaryota; Metazoa; Arthropoda; Arachnida; Araneae; Theridiidae
Source: RefSeq, a predicted model, not a curated record